AUGACAAUCUGUACUUAUAACGCACGUACGUUUGCAUCGAAAGCGGCCAUCGAAGAUCUUAUGAUGCAAACUAAAAAGAUCAGGUAUGACGUCAUUGGACUGACCGAGACGAGACGACGUCACCCUCUCAACGCCGUAUUUGAAACUAGAGAAGAACUGUUCUUAGGAACAUGCGACAGUAGAGGUGUUGGUGGAGUUGGCGUCCUCGUCAGCACGAGUAUGGCAAAGAGCAUCGACUCUUUCGAACAACUUACGACCCGAAUCGGACGUCUGCGGAUGAGAAGAUGUGGUCCAACACCAGCCUUGACCUUCGUCGCUUACUCUCCAACAUCAAGCUACGAAGAAGAAGAAGUCGAAGAUUUGAAUAUGGACCCGAAGAAGUUCUACCGAGAAGAUCAUGCCUUCUACAAGUUCAUAAUUGGCAAUUUCAACGCCAAAGUUGGCCCAAGAAAAACGCCUAAGGAACUUCACAUCAGGACCCACAGUCUACAAUGGAAUGACCAGGGGGAGAGGCUGUCCGAGUUCAUCAUGACGACUAAGACCAUCCAUGGGAGCUCGCAAUUCCAAAAGCCCUCUUAUCUACGCUUGACGUGGGAGUCACCCGGUGGAGGGUACCGUAAUGAAAAAGACCACAUCAUCGUCAAUAAAAGGUUCUGCCUGAUGGACAUCGCUGUUGCACCAAAGUUCUACACGGGAACGGACCAUCGCCUCCUCUGA
Molecule: messenger RNA, 717 nt
Organism: Necator americanus (New World hookworm)
Lineage: Eukaryota; Metazoa; Nematoda; Chromadorea; Rhabditida; Ancylostomatidae
Exons: 1
Coding region: 1-717 (238 amino acids)
Source: RefSeq, a predicted model, not a curated record